This is a messenger RNA of Schistocerca gregaria, 4467 nucleotides long. RefSeq names its product zinc finger protein 737-like. NCBI's taxonomy places the organism in Eukaryota, Metazoa, Arthropoda, Insecta, Orthoptera, Acrididae. The coding region runs from base 126 to 2084 and encodes 652 amino acids. The transcript has 5 exons. The record is from RefSeq and is a predicted model, not a curated record.
AUAGUUCUUUCUUCUUAGUCGUGCUAUAAGGUCUUUGGUUCGCUGGUUUGUGACUUUUAAUCAGCUGGAAUCUUGUAGUUUUGUGGAAAUUUGUGUUAAAUUCUCCAGACUGUAGAACUCAAGCCAUGGACCAGGAUCCAACUGUGUGGAUAAAAAAAGAGGAAACAGAUGAAGAAGACCCCAUGUGUGUUGAAGAUCUAUUGGAACUAUCUUGGUCCACUGAUAUUGUCAAGGAGGAUCCUGAAGUAAAUGUUGAAGUGAAUGUAACUGACAAUAUUGUGGCAACCUCAACAAGAUAUGCGUGUGAUAGUGCAAGAUUCAGUCAGAGUACUGGUGGGAGCUGUGGCAUUUCAUUUGAAGAAACUCAUCACCAUGGACUGCUCAAGGAUGAGCUGGAGGUACGUAGGGAGAAAUCAACACAUGAGUGCGGUAUUAAUGCAGAAGAAUUUACUGUGAAUGAGGAUAGCUCAUUUGGCAGCAGAUAUGAGUCUGGUGUGAGGGAAAAGGAAUUUCAUGUAUAUAGUUGUAAUUUCUGCCUACAAAGCUUUCAUUCAAAAUACAGACUCAUAAUGCAUGUGUUUAUGCAUAUUGAUGGUGUGCAACCACCUUUGUAUGUUUGCAAAUGGUGUGGUGAGGUAUUUCACAGUAAUGUAAGCUUGAAAAAGCAUUUGAGAACGAGUGAGAAUUAUGAAGUCUUAACUGUUGGCAACCAUGAAAAUUAUGGAUGUAGUGAUGAGUAUCAAAACAGUAUCUGUUUGUAUAGUGAGCCAGAAGUUUCUGUAACAGAACACAAUGAAGAGAAUUCAUAUAAGGAAACUUGGAAAACUUCAAACAAGUCCUGUAAUGACAUAUGUAACACACGUAUGGCAAAUGAUGCAGAGAUAACAAGUGAUUAUGGAACGUUACCGGCAAGUGUUAAUGUCAGCGCCCACAAUGCUGAACGUACCACAAACAGAACCCACAAAUGUGAAAUGUGUGGCAAAUCUUUUACUAGCGCACAUUAUCUCAAGGCACACACAUUAUUUCACACUGGAAAGAAAUCUCACAAAUGUGAUAUUUGUGGCAAGUCGUUUGUUUUGUUGGGUACUCUGAAGAGACACUCAUUAAUCCACACUGGAGAGAAACCGUACCAAUGUGCGAUUUGUGGGAAAUCCUUUGGUGUGUUGGAUACUCUCAAGACCCAUUCCUUAAUACACACCGGAAACAAACCUCACAAAUGCGAUAUUUGUGGCAAAUCCUUUGUUGCGUUGGGUGCUCUCAAGAGGCACGCAUUAGUUCACACAAGAACGAAACCUCACAAGUGCGAUAUUUGUGGGAAAUCCUUUACUUUGCUCUGUACUCUCAAGUCACAUGCACUAAUUCACACUGGAAACAAACCACACAAAUGUGAGAUUUGUGGCAAAUAUUUUGCUACUUUAGCGUAUUUCAACCGUCACAAAUUAAUACACGCUGCAGACAGGCCCCACAAAUGUGAUAUUUGUGGCAAAUCUUUUCCUGUGUGGAGCGCUCUCAAGAAACACACAUUAGUUCACAAUGGAGAGAAACCUCACAAAUGUGAAAUCUGCGGCAAAUCCUUUGCUCUGUUGGCUAAUUUAAAGAGCCAUGCAGUGGUUCACACUGGAGAGAAACCACACAAAUGCGAUGUCUGUGAAAAAUCCUUUUCUUUGUUGUGUGCUCUCAAGAGGCAUUCAUUAAUUCACACUGGAAGUAAACCUCACAAAUGCAAUAUUUGUGGCAAGUCCUUUGCUGUGUUGUGGGCUUUUAAGACACACACAUUAAUUCACAGUGGAGAGAAACCACACAAAUGUGAGAUAUGUGGCAAAUCUUUUGCUACUUCAGGUUAUUUCAACCGACACAAAUUAAUACACACUGGAAAUAGGCCCUACAAAUGUGAUAUUUGUGAUAAAUCUUUUGUCAUGUUUUGCGACCUCAAGAAACAUUCAAAGAAACAUUUAUUAAAACAGUCGUUAAUUCACACAGAAAAAAAAACUUACAAAUGCGAUAUGUGUGGCAAAUCUUUUGCUAGACCUUGUAAUCUCAACCAACAUUCAAUAAUACACACGAGAAAGAGGCCCAACAAGUGAGGUACUUGUGGCAAAUCUCUUGCUAUGUCAGACAUUCUCAAGAGAUGAGCAUUCAUUCACACCAGGAAUAAGCGUUACAAAUGUUAUGUUUGAGGCAAAUCAUUUGCUAGAUCACGUGUUUGCAAGACACAGCAUUCGUACGCACUCGAAGGAGACCCCACAAAUAUAUCUGUGACUGAAGUUUCACUGAAUUGGGUACUCUCAAGACAUGUGUAUUACUUCACAUCAUAAAAAGCUACAAGAAAGUGUUAGUUCAAACAAAUUGGUUUCCCUGUCUGGUGUCCUCAACGCCUAUAAAAUAGGAGAUGUAGCAGGAAGACAAUACAAGUGUGAUGACCGUUCAAUAACAUUAAAAUGUGUUAGAGUUGUGAAAAAAGUGCAGCAAUGUGUAUUACUGAGUGGUAACAGAAAGUGUGACAAUAUAAAACUCCAAUCUCCAGCCUGAAAAGUGAAGAAACUUUGGUGUUAAUAUUUAAUCAACUUUGUUGUUAACUCAAUUUUUCUCAUCAAACUUGAGACAAGAAGCUUGUGAAUUGUGAUAAAUUGUCCACCUGUGUCAGUAAUUGUACCAUGUAGUAUUCAGUGUAAGGCCAAGGAGAUUUGACGAUUUGCUGUUUAUUAUUAGAAAGAUAGUCAUCAUGUGAUACUUGACGCUCUGUAUUAGAGGUACAGUGACAGCAAAAAUAUGUUCAUGGGACAUACUUCACUCGAGCUAGGAAACUCCCUGCCAGAGAACCAUGAUUAUGGCAGUUAUUUUACUUAGGUAUGCUGUGUAACUAAUAGUGUGUACAUCAAUGUUCUGUUAGUAGUACUACUCCAUUAAUAAAUAUGUUAUAGCAACAUACAUAUGCUGAUACACCAAAAUCUAAUGAUCACCUGGUUAAUAGUUGGUUUGUCAACCUUUGGAACACAAUACAUUCACAGUUUCCCAUGAUAUGGACUUGACAACUCGUUCACACGUUUUUGGAAGUGUUGCAUCAGACAGUUAUACAUAGGUUACUCAGUUUCUGUAAAUUUUCGCCUUGUAGUUUUUUGGGUGCAGACCUUUCACCUGAUAUCACAGAUGUAUUUCACAGGUUGAGAUGAUGUAAAUAGCAUGGUUGAGACAUCAAUUUUAGUUGCCAUGCACCACAGACCACUGUGGAGCGAUACUGGUCAUGUAACUUGGACAGUUAUUCUGCUGGAAGAUGCCUACACUUCAGGCUAGCACAUUUGGCAUAAAAAAUAUAUGCAGUCACAGUAAAGGUCACGUAGUCUGCAGCUGUCGUGAUACAUUUGAUUACUACCAGAUAUCCUAAAGGAUCCCAGGUGAACGCAUAAUGUUGCCUCCAUCUGCUGCCAUCCUGGCAGUUUUCACAUUGACCUACUGCUGAGCCUUGAUGAUCUGUUGCCCACUACAGUUGCAACUGAAAAUUUUGUUGGAUCAGUAUGGAAUUUGUUGUGUAGAUCUAUAUUCAGCAGUGUGCGCUGAAUUGUGUGUUGCAACAUUCCUAUGGCUGCACCACCAUUGUUUUCCAUCAUUGUGUGUGCCACAAAUUGCUACCUAUCCAACUUCACAGAGCAGGCAAGCCCCUGACCUCCAUGAUUUGUGAAGGUGUGUGGAUGUAUUUUACCUUUUCAUCAUGUUAUAGAUUUAUCACCCUUCAGCCACUUUACACAGAUGUUCAUAACAGUAGCAUACAACCACCCAACAACCUUCACCUCUUUCACGUGGUUAGUUCCCAGUUGUCAUGCCAGAACAACUUGCCCUUUGCUAAAGUCACUUAUGUCAUUGGGUUUACAUGUUCACAACCCAUCUCUUUGGUAGAAUAAAUCCUUGUUUAUUUCCGAUUUGCUGAUUUACUUACUGCAUCACAUCCCUACAACAAGUGACAUUCAGUCUGCUGGUGGACAGUGUACACGACUUUUUGCUCAUCAGUGCAUCAACAUGUCAGAAGCAAAAAUGUGUGAUCUAACAAAUUCAUUGUGCUUGGUUGCCAUUUAUACCAGUGUGAAAUAGGUAUAUUUUUUUGUGAAAUUUUUUUGUUUCAUAAAACACUGUACAUGAUUCAGAGGUAAUAUAGAUAAGUGUUAUGCACCAAAGCUCUCAAUUAUUUAUUCAGCAUUUAAUACUGUGUAAGCACUACACAGGAUGAAAUAGGUAAACAUUAGGUGUUAUAGAUUGAUUACCAUUAUUUAUAUACAUGAGAACAACACUUGGAGCUCAGAAUGUGAUAACUCAAUACAUGAAUUUAACCCAAAUCAUUAAAUUUUUAUUGUACUGAAUAAAUAAAUCAAGUGAGCAUUCUUUUUGAUUGUGUCUUGUGUUAUAUUUCAAAGAUGUUUCCAUUGUGGAUAUUGUUCUUAAUUUCUGUAAAUAAACAUGAUAUGUUUGGAGUUCUGA